AAAAGGAAUGAAACGUUUGUCUCUGGAUUCCUCCUGCAGGGGAUCUUCAACCAAGCAGGACACGAAAGCUUCAUCUUCUCCAUCCUCCUCUUCAUGUACCUGCUGAGCCUGCUGGGAAACCUGCUGAUUGUCCUUCUGAUCGGUUGCGAUGCUCAUCUCCUCCACACACCCAUGUAUUUCUUCCUCAGACACCUCGCUGUAGCCGACAUGGGUUUUGCAUCUUCCACUGUGCCCAUAACGUUACACAAUCUGGUUUCCCGGGACAAGAUGAUCUCCUAUGGAGGGUGCUUGUCUCAAACAUACUUUUUCUUGGUUUUUGGCAGUGGCGACAGCUUCCUGCUUGCUGCCAUGGCUUAUGACCGCCUCAUGGCUAUCUGCCAUCCACUACAUUACACUGCCUUGAUGAACGCCAAACGUUGUCUCUUGCUGGUCUCUGGCUGUUGGCUCCUGGCCUGUCUACACUCCUUGCUGUACACAGUGAUGCUUUCCCGUCUCUCCUUCUGUGCAUCCCGGGAGAUCCCCCAUUUCUUCUGUGAUGUCAAUCCGCUCUUAGCACUCUCCUGCUCGGACACCACUCCCCUAAGGAUGCUGGUAAUGACAGAAGGUAUGUUUGACAUUCUGGGACCGUUUCUCCUCAUCGUGGUCUCCUACGCACGCAUCUUCCUGACUGUAAUGAAGACCCCAAGCAGCAAACGCAAGGCCUUCUCCACAUGUGGUUCUCACCUGACUGUGGUUAUCUUAUUCUAUGGCACCCUGAUCUGGGUCUAUUUGCUGCCCACCUCUGGGAACAAGACCCUGGCUUCUCUCAUGUACACUACGGUUGCCCCAAUGUUGAACCCGUUCAUCUACAGUCUGAGGAACAAUGAGAUAAAAGGUGCCCUGAGGAGACUCGUUGGCCGGAUUUGA
This is a messenger RNA of Euleptes europaea (tarantolino), 906 nucleotides long. RefSeq names its product olfactory receptor 1J1-like. Gene Ontology annotation, biological process: G protein-coupled receptor signaling pathway. The coding region runs from base 94 to 906 and encodes 270 amino acids. NCBI's taxonomy places the organism in Eukaryota, Metazoa, Chordata, Lepidosauria, Squamata, Sphaerodactylidae. Gene Ontology annotation, cellular component: membrane. Gene Ontology annotation, molecular function: olfactory receptor activity; G protein-coupled receptor activity. The record is from RefSeq and is a predicted model, not a curated record. The transcript has a single exon.